Messenger RNA from Condylostylus longicornis, 1548 nucleotides. RefSeq names its product RWD domain-containing protein 2A. The transcript is spliced from 2 exons. The record is from RefSeq and is a predicted model, not a curated record. NCBI's taxonomy places the organism in Eukaryota, Metazoa, Arthropoda, Insecta, Diptera, Dolichopodidae. The coding region runs from base 150 to 1139 and encodes 329 amino acids. Gene Ontology annotation, molecular function: protein binding.
CCCCAACAUAACAACAUUGAUGAAAGAAAAUUAGUUAUAUUUGGGUUACAGCAUAGUUUUAUUAGAUGUAUACACAAGUAUCCUGUAUUUACUGGAACUGUACCAAAUGAUAGGCAGAAAUUUUAUACUGCACCACAUACUCGAAUGAAAUGGGGGACUUUAGCAAAGAUCAAUUACGAAUUUAUAAGGAAUGCCUUCAAAAGCAAUUGGAAGAAAUAGAUAUGUUAUCGUCGAUUUUCUGUAAUCCUGGUGAAAUACAAAUUUAUGAUCAUAGUGUAAUUAGUGAAUUUCAUGAAUUUAUAAAUAAUGAAUCAACAACAAGUUAUCCGAAAAUGCAAUUAGAUUUUUCAAUUUAUGUACAAAAUGAAAUGAAACAAAAAAUUGAAAUACACAUUAGCUUGCCAAAUUUAUAUCCAAUAUUAGAAAAUGCUGUUGUUACAAUACGUGCAACAUUUUCAAAUAAAUCAAAAGAAAUUGCUGUGAAAAAUGAAAUUGCAAAAUAUAUUAAUUCAAAUGAUGUUGAUAGAAACGAACCAUAUAUUUAUCAAGUAAUAACAUGGAUACAAGAUUCUCUUGAACGUUUCUUAUCUGAUGAGAUAAUAUGGGAUGAAAACAAUUCAUUAAUAAUUAGUGUAGACAAUCGCACAUCGUCAUCAUCAACACUAUAUAGUAGUAAUGAUAACAGUAAGAUAUCAAAUAAUAAUGUUUCUACUACUAAUACAGCACAUAAUAAUUCAAUUGAAUUUGAACGUCUAUGGAUUGUUUCCCAUCAUAUUAAAAGCAAAACUAAACGGACAGAAAUCGUAAGAAAUGCAAAAGAUUUAAAUUUGACUGGUUUUAGUAAACCAGGUAAACCUGGUAUAAUCUGUGUUGAAGGUAACAAAGAGAAUACACAAGAAUAUUGGAAAAUAAUAAAAUCAAUGAAUUGGCAUAAAAUUCAAAUUAAAAUAAGUGAAGUUAAAAAAAGAAAUAAUCAGGAAGAUUUAGAUAAAUGUCGAAGAUUUAAUGGUUUUAAAGAAGAAUUAGUUACAGAAAUUGAAGAUGAAGGUUUUGCACCAAUGAAUAUGAGUUUAUUUAUGAAAUUUUUGGAAUCACAUAAAUCUGGUUAUAUUAAAAAGGAAUUAUUUGGAUUUGAUUAACGCAAAUAUACUGAAAUUUUUAAAAUGCUAUUUAUUUAUAGAGACAUUCACUUUUGAUACUGAACCAAAUGAGUUAUUGAAAUUAUUGCUAACAUUAAUCAUCAAUAAAAAUCUAAUUUGGGUUGGCGGGACCAAAGCAAACUGAUAAUCAAUAAGAAUCAAUUAAAUUGUUCAUAUUAUUUUAUGCUUCUUUGUUUAAAAUUUUUAUAAAAAAGUAUUUAUAGAAGUUUUUAAAAAAAAAUAAUAUUUAAAUAUAAUAUGUUUGCAUAUGCAUACAUAUGAACAUUUAUAAUGUACAUAAAAUUAAAAAUUUUGUUUUAAUUUGUCUUAAAAAAAUUGUAGUCUACGAUGAAAUUUAAAAUGAAAAUUAAAUUGUCUAAGGGAGUAGUUAAAAAUGUUCUCAUUCAUG